Messenger RNA from Fusarium subglutinans, 1101 nucleotides. RefSeq names its product transcriptional regulatory. The transcript has a single exon. The coding region runs from base 1 to 1101 and encodes 366 amino acids. Gene Ontology annotation, biological process: regulation of DNA-templated transcription. The record is from RefSeq and is a predicted model, not a curated record. NCBI's taxonomy places the organism in Eukaryota, Fungi, Ascomycota, Sordariomycetes, Hypocreales, Nectriaceae. Gene Ontology annotation, molecular function: DNA-binding transcription factor activity, RNA polymerase II-specific; zinc ion binding.
AUGAGACCAAUUAUCCCCCUCUACAGUGAAGCCUCCAGCCCCAAGCCCUCGUCAAGGAUACUUCCCCCUAAAGGAAAGAAGGCUGUACGGCGUUGGGAACGUACUGGAAAACCCAAGUCCCGAUCGGGCUGCGGGACUUGCAAGAUCCGAAGGGUCAAAUGUGACGGUAAGGUCAUUCGAUAUCUGGCCCUUGAGCAGGUUUCUAAUCAUAUGAGUAUAACUACAGAAGCUAGACCAAUAUGCGUUCGAUGUGCUAAGGGAAGAUUCGAUUGCGACGGUUACAACAGCGACACGACCAGAGAAGCGAGCGACUCAAAUGGAUUAUCAAGUGGCACUGAGAGUUCAAUUAGCGACGUGUCCGCGUCACCUAGAGCCCCUGGAACCCCCGCAACAACUCUAGACCUGACCCCAAGUCCUGGGUUAAACCACUCGGAAUCCUGUACAUGGCAUGCACCUACUUCAUCGUUCGAUCUGUACAUAUCGGCCUACACCCCCGUCUAUAUGGAACACUUUAGCCAAAAUGCUAAUCUCGGCAAUGCACUAUUCAUCUAUAGCGAACCUUUUUCCAGCAUCUUGCUUCAAGAGACCCUUCAAGAUGAGUGUAUACAAAAGGCAGUACUGGCCCUUGGGGCGCUCUUUCACAGUGGCUUUAUCUUAAGCCAGAAUGAUGUACAAAUAGAGAUCGCCAAUCACCACAGGCUCCAAUCUCUUCAGCUCUACAACGUUGCACUGAACACUUUCCGAAAGCGCAUGCAGAAUCUGACCGGUACUACGUCCCGAUGGAUAGCUCUCAUGACCCCACUGCUAGCCAUGUAUGAGUUGCUCCAGGGUGACUUCGACGCUGCAGAUAAACUUCUUAGUAGCACGAUUGAAGGACUCCGUUCUUCAGGAUAUAUCUCGCACACUUCGACCAGCGAGAGCUCUGGUAUGUUUUCUUAUACAAGUCUGCAGCUUGUCGGAGAUGCAUUACCUCUAUUCACGAUGACAAGUAAACAACGCUGCCAUGCGGAACUCCAGUGUGAUUCUGCGGUAUUUCUCCACUCAGAUCUGCUUGCCACCGUUGUCACUGAAGAUGCAAGCUUCGACGAGGAGUGUUAUUGA